Salmo salar (Atlantic salmon) is the source of this 3598-nucleotide messenger RNA. Lineage: Eukaryota; Metazoa; Chordata; Actinopteri; Salmoniformes; Salmonidae. The record is from RefSeq and is a predicted model, not a curated record.
UUAUCAAGAAAACUUUCACAGUUUCACUUAGUUUAGUUUGAAUUACCCGUAACGAAAAGAAAGGAGAUUACAACAUGUAUUUAUUUGGACAGAUUAUGGUCCUUCAUGCGCGUCUUUUCUAGCGUUAGUUCACUAAUUAGAUUCACCUGUGGGAAAUUGUCCCUAUAGCUACACUCGCACACCGCUAAUUAUGAACGUAAGUUUGUUAAUUUUUUUAACAAUUAAAUGCAAUCGUUUCUUCGUGAAUUAUUGCCUCGCUGCCUAAAAAACGGUAAUAUUAUCGUAAAACAUGGUAAAUUAUGGAAACGUAUUUAGAUUUGCUAAUGUUAGUGAAUAUAGGACCCCAUUGAAGAGAUCAGCGGUGUAACGCUAACUAUAGGCCUAUCUAUUACAAUUAUAUUGAUCAAAACGAUGCGUAUUUUUCACAUUUUCUAUCAGUUCGAAAUAAUUUUGGAGGAUGCCUUCGUCAGCAAUAAUGUUGGAGCCAUCACAGCAGCACUUCUGAGGGAGAAAGCCUCCAAGUCGUUGGUUAACAGAUUGAACAAAGUCGCUAACAAGGAACUUGACAGAAGUGUGUUCAAAAGUGUCACUUUGCUUUUGAGAGCAAUUGAAGAUGUAUGCCAGUAUGAUGAAGACUGCUUUAACUGCCUGGCCAGGCAAGGUCUCGUUUACAAGAAUUUCCACAUGUUGACGUGGUUUGAAAGAGCUGCAGACUUUCUGAAAAUGGAAGAAUACAAAGGUGUGAAGGACCUGCCCAGCCUUAUUGAGACCUUUUUUGAUUUUUUCCUGCGUUUGCCUCCUUCUGUUGAAGACAGAGGUCAGCUCACCAGCGUCUUCCUGCUGCAUGUUGGAGUGGUUGGGACCGAUCAAGACGUCACGUUUAGUCUGAGAUUAGAGGCUAUAAGGACGAUUAACUCGAUCCUCGACAAUACCACAAAAGAAGAGAGGAGGAAACUGAGCAUGUCCAAAGACCAUUGUCUACUCCUUGAGCAAUUUGCAAAAGCCAUUCUCAAUGUGGGCGACUAUGAGAUGCAGGUGGCCCUAUCAGAAGCACUCUGUCGAAUGACCAUAAAGAGGUCGAGGAAAGAGCUGACCAACAAGUGGUUUGCCAACCCAGUUUUUGCAGAGGGCUUCAACGCAAUAAACGAUACAGAAUUUGAGAUAGACUGCAGGACUUUUCUCAAUGACUUGAACAGCUAUUUUGGAGAUGAAAGAAGGGUGUUCACGUUCCCCUGCAUCUGUGUGUUUCUUGACACCACUGAGCUGUUCAUGCCAGAGGAUGAGAAACUGGAACAUUUCUGGGUGGACUUCAACCUAGGAACGUCCUGUAUCAGCCUCUUUGUUAACAACCCCGAGGGUUCACUGUGGGAAUCAAUCCAUUUGCUAAGAGCAGACGUCUUUAGGUUCAGUGUGUGUGACUGUGAUAAUCAGACCAUUCUGACCGUUCACCUGUCGAACCCCCUCACCUAUCGCAUGACCAAGGGAAAGAUGGUCCAGAUCAUCUUCGAUCCCAAGCAUGACAUCCUGGAUGCUGCCAAGAGGGUCUUUGAAAGCAAACGACUACUGCAAAGUGUACGUUCAGAUGACCAGCCAUCGAUACAACACGUCAUGGAACCCUUGCAAUCAGUAGAUCUCGACGAGCUAGCUGCAUUGGAGACCUCAUCACUGUCCCCUACUCUGGCAACUGCAGGCAGCACAGAGAUCCCUGCUGUAAACCAGACCAGUCUGGCAACAGCUCUGUCUCGGGAAAGAAUUGAAACUUCACCGGAGGACAUCUUCGAACUGUGUGCCAGCUCUGACACUGAGGUGGCCAGAGCAAAAACAAGGCUCUUCAGCACUCAGUCUCUCUCCUCUGGCGGGUCAACACACUCCACCCCAACCAACAAGGAGAAACAGCAGCAAAAGUCUAAAUCAAAAGGCUCUCCUCCCCCUGCUGAGGCUGGCAGCAGUGUGAUCCUGUCCCAGCUGGCCAAACACGACUACACCAGGAAGAAGCCCAAAACCAAGAGCAAACUGAAGAUUCUCCCCCUGUCCUCUCCCAGCAGUGCAGAGGAGGCCUCCCCUGUCAAGCAUCGUACACCAGCAUGCAAAUCAGCGGAGGGAACACCAAGUAAAAACAUUGCAGAACGGCUAUUUGACAAGCUCAAAGAGGAAAAAACUCUGGAGUUUUCUCCUCCGUCCAACCUGAUAUCACGAGAUUCAGGCAAGCUAUACAGUGCCUUCAGAAAGUAUUCAGACCCCUUUUUUUCCACAUUUUGUUACACUACAGCCGAGCAUUCGGGCUUCCAUGAUGUGACUGGAGUGGACUGGGAUGAAUCUGUGUUUCACCAGGAGGAACAAGAUGAAUCUACACCUACUGACCAUGUUCCCAAUCAGGAGGCUGGAAUUCAUAGGAAGAGGCCUUGGGCCUCAGCAGAGCGUGCUGACUCGGGAGGUGCAGCAGAGAAGAAGAGUGUGCCGCUAGAAAGGGAUCCAAGGCAAAGACCCAGGGCCUUCUUUCCCUCAGAACCUCUUGAGGAAGCUGCUGAAUCAAUGAGCAGAGUGCUGAAUGAGGAGGUGGAGUCGGAGAUGGAGAUGGGCUCUGGAGUCAUCGCUGCAUUCCAGACCUUCAAGAGCCAGCUGAGGGCGCACUUCUCGUCCAGAUACAAGAAGAUUGAAGCCCGCUCCCUGCAGUCUCUGAUGGACUGUCAGAAAAACGUCACCUCUCUCCUGGGUGCUGUCCACGACAGCAGGCUGGUCCACCUGGAGCGCUUCCAGGCCACCGUAGUCCAGGAGCUGGGCCGUCUGGAGAAUGACUGCAUCUCGCUCAAAGAGAUCGAGUGGGAAACUGUGAACUUUUGGCAGAGCGAGUCUCAGUCCGUGCGGUCGUUCUGUGACCGACAGCAGCAGAAGUUAGAGUCACUAGGAGAGCCCAGAGACGGCUGGAGGAGCAGCAUGUCACAGAGGGAGGAGGCUGCAGCACCACUGGAACCUCCAAAGUAGAAAACUGGUGACAAAGGAAAUAGAAGCUAAGACUCUCCAGUUCCUGAUGAAACCAACACCACUUUGGACCUUUAUACUGACAUUGAACCAUGAGUGACGUCGUACAGAAGUGUAAUGGCUGAUAGACCGUGACCAAAGUUCUCACACAGGCAAUGACCUACCUUGCUCAUUUUUGUUCUGCCAUUGUUCAAAAUACACUCAAUGAGAGCCAAUACAUGAAUAGCUAAAGGAUGAUGAUAAUAGGCUGAUGAAUUUCAGCGACUUGGGUAGACAUCAGAGAGCAAGGCAGACCAUCCGUGUUUAUUUUUUUUAUAACUUUAGUCAUGUUUGUCGAUAGCCACUCAGACAUUGUGAUUGAUUGAGAAAUGCAAUGUAUGAAGUCUCCGAAAGGCGUCAGGAAAGCCUGUAAAAUAUAGUUUUUCUAAAGAACCAGUAAAAUGUUUACUAUGUUUUGCACCCAUAAACUUGCAUUCAAAUACAGUGGGAUAUAUCAGGUCUGUUUAGCAGUGUUUCUAAGGCAUCUUUAGUUUAACAAUGAUUUGAGUGAAUGCUCUGGAGGGAUAUUUUUGGUGAGUACAUACCGGAGUCUAUAUUCAAUAAAGGCAUAGUUGUGGCA